Magnolia sinica is the source of this 2639-nucleotide messenger RNA. RefSeq names its product protein DEHYDRATION-INDUCED 19 homolog 6-like. The transcript has 4 exons. Lineage: Eukaryota; Viridiplantae; Streptophyta; Magnoliopsida; Magnoliales; Magnoliaceae. The coding region runs from base 1821 to 2363 and encodes 180 amino acids. The record is from RefSeq and is a predicted model, not a curated record.
GUGAUUUUCGGGUCAGAAGGAGAGUUUUUUGUGGGUUUGUGUUUGAAUGAUCAGUUUUGCCGACAUUUUUUGAAUUGGGUCUUCUAGUUGGGGUUUGUGAUCUUAAUGAUCAGUUGGGUGGUGCCUUUUAUUUAUAUUUUUCAAUUAUACAUUUUCUUGGAUAUUCCACCAAACCAUUGCAGGACAGAUUUUUAGGCCCCCUAGUUGCCAAUGAGAUUAAAGUUUGGCAGAGUCUCCACAUAUUGAGGCAUUACUCUCUCUGCCCUUCUUGUUGAUUGUGUGUGUCAAGUACUCUUUUCCUAGGCUGAUCUCUAUUGAACAUGGUUCAAAACCCAAGACUUGACUUGAUUUCUAGCUAGGUGGGUUGACUUAAAGACUCAACUCGAUGUUUAAUUAUUAUAAAUGAAAGGGUUUUGCUAACAUCCCCACCUUCAUGAGGACAUUGCUGAAGUUCCCAAACCUCUUAAAUGGCACAUGGGGUGACCUAUUAUCAGUCCAAACCAUUCCUUCAUUCAUACCACUAGGAGCAAGCCAUGGUGCAAAAAUCAUGCCCAUCAGGUGAUCCUAGGCUUCUAAUCAAUAGCAUGAAAAUGGACGUCAAGAUUGAUAGGUGAAAAAAAAGGUCUAAUCAUCAUCUUGAAACAUCUAGUAGAUAGAUCCAACUUUCUAUUUCUUAUGAUUCUAAAGUAACACUUUGAUUUGAUGAUUCUAACCAUAUGAUGUAUGGCUUGUAAAUGACAGAUGGUUGUAACAAAUGGCCCCAUUGGAAGGAUUAGGAUCAUCCGAUCGGCAUGAUUCUUGCACCAUUGCUUGCUUCUAGUUGUAUGAAUGAAUGAAUGGUUUAGAUCAACGAUAGGUCACCCUGUGUGCUGUUUACAAGGUUUGGGGUUGUUGCAAACCUCCCCAGCUCCCCAUGAAGGUGGGGAGGCUAGCAAAACCUUAAAUAAAAUUAUAAGGAACAUUUAUAAAUAUUUAAAGCGAUUAUAUAUAAUAUCAUUAAUAUAAAAUAUAACAUGUGCCAGUAGUUGUGGAUGUGCCCUAUUGGUUAGGAGUGUUGCUUAGCUUGAGAGAGGAUAGGUGUUUGAUUCUUCCUCCUUGCUUAUUGAUUUUGUAUAAACCCCACCCUUUAUAAACCAAGUGACUUGGUUUGAGUCAUGACCAGUUGUCGAGUCAACCGAGUUAUUGAGUCGACUUGAGGCCGAGUCACUUCCAAUACUGAGCUUCCAUACAACUAGGCUCAAAAUCUCACUAAGUCAAGUUGACUCUGCUGAGUUCUAGGUCAAGUCAGCAAGGUUUGGAACAAUGCUUUUGAACCAAUGCAUUGUUUAGUCUGACCUUGAUGAGGACAUCCGCAUGCCCGUUCGAGUGUACGCGAGGAGGAGAGCACUGGUGUCUUUAUGGUUGGACGACCCAUACAUGGGGCCCACUAGUGGGCGUAGAUCUUUGUGACAUCUUCCAGAGGAGCAUCGAACUGUUGAUUUUGAUCGACAUCUCAUUCUGUCCAUUGGAUCGCGAUCAGGACCAUCUUCACCGUCGGAUCAUGACUGUGGCCACUUGUGCGCCCGGGUGGAUGAUACGUAGGCUUAUGACUAUCUUAGGAUUUAUUUUUCAGAUUGGUUUAUGUUUUGGACUAUCUAUGAGAGGUAUUAUGUGUUUUUCUUAGAGUAGGGUUAAUUUGUUAAAAGUACAUGAGAUGGGACUAUUUUGUAAUUUUGAAAAAUUUUCUGUGACUAUAUAAAGAGAGGUGCAUGUGACCUCUCUAGUAUGCUUAUGUUCAUUGAAAAAAGAAAAGAAAAUUUCUUGUUUUCUCUCUACUCUUUAUGAGAUGUGAGGAUAUCUUUCAUGUGAUUUGGAAGGAAAAUCGAUGCGAGGCUUAUCUUCAUCAACGAAAGUGCGAGGCUUCCUUCUAUCUCCAUAUUCGCAUCUCUUCAUCAACAAUCAAGGUUUGUCCUGUGUGUGCAGCAAAUUUAGGAAAGGAUAUGAUUGGACAUUUCACAGUGCAGCAUUGGCAUUUGCUAAAGCGAAGGAGGAAAUCUCAAAGAACGGGUGCAGCAGUGGUUGGCAAGGAUCUGCGAGAGCUUAGUUCUUUUCUUGCAGUAGCUUCCACUAAUGGUAGGGGGAAUGUUCCUGAUUCUGCUCCUGAUCCACUUCUCUCACCUUUUCUCUAUCGUUUGGCUACUCCACAUGCCACCACAGUGAACCAAGACGCAAGCUCUGGCGUUAAUGCAAUGGUCGACUCAUUAUCUUCAGAAGUUCAAAGGGAGCCAACUACUCCAAAUGGAGCAAGAGAACAACAGGCUGACGAAGAACGAAAUCAGAGAGCGGUGUUUGUUCAGCACUUGCUCGUGUCCACCAUUUUCUAAAUUCUAAAUUCUAGGCAGUAACGUUAAUUGGUGAGCUCACCUGUGAUUUCAGAGUCAUUAAGUGGUAGAAGAUGUCAGCUCAACCGACAUAUAGGCAUUAUCUACACCCUUUUGCAUUUUGUUGUAUGUAGUUGUAUCUGCUAGUUGCUGCAUUGCUACACAUUGGGGAAGAAACUAGCAUCAAAAUGCAUCUCAUGUAUUGUAUCUAUGUGCUUCCGUACACAUUCUGUAGAAUUACAUUCUGUAACAUGCCAAAACAGACUCUUUGGUCUUCAA